GGGCCUAGGGACCACCAUGACUGAAGCUGGCUGGUGGAAGCUGACUUUCCUCCGGAAAAAGAAAUCCACUCCCAAAGUGCUCUAUGAAAUCCCUGACACCUAUGCCCAAACAGAGGGAGGUGCAGAGCCUCCGGGCCCUGACGCUGGAGAUCCUCACAGCGACUUUAACACCCGUCUGGAGAAGAUUGUGGACAAGAACACCAAAGGCAAGCACGUCAAAGUGUCCAACUCAGGCCGCUUCAAGGAAAAGAAAAAAGUCCGGGCCAUGUUGGUAGAGAACCCCAGCCUCUUUGAUGACAGGGAGAACAAAGGACAAUGAAAUCAGCCAAGGAGGACACUAGCACCUCCCUGGUCCCUGCCACUGGUGGGGUCUGAGGCAGGAGCUUGCCACGCUGGCCUCUUUGGUCAUAGCUGAAGUCAUAGUGGCAGGUGAUGCCUGCUGGCAGGAGCGCCUGGUUCUUAGGUUUGUAUUUAUGUGCCCCAGAUUUACAAAGGGCCUGGGAGAUCCCAGGGUCCUCCUCCCCAUGAUCACAUACAAAGGCACUCUGGUCCAGGAUGAAAAAUGGCCGCCUAGAAGUACAGCCAUCCUUGGCACAGUGGCUUGGCUCACAGGAAGGCAGCAUGGCAGAGGACAGACAGGGAGUCUAAUGGACACCACCCUCUCUCCCUGGGCACAGGGUCAAGGGUGAAUUCAUAUUGCUGCUGCCUCUACUUUCUCUACCUGUGACUUAUUUCCCGGACCAAUCCUAGGAAGGAGAUCAGAGUUUCCAAAAAGUCACAUGAUCUUGGUUGCCUUGGUGUCAGAGGCAGAGUUGUUGAACUUAAGAUCACCUCUUAAUUCAAGGAGUAAACUUCCUGGAACUUUGCUCCCCAGAGUGGAGGGGCAAAGGACACGGGCACUCCCUGGGGUGUUACAGAAGGCCAGAUCGGAAAUUCCCAAGUUAUUGCCUUGACCCCCACUUGUGUGGGUGCUGAAUUACAUACCCCCAAGAAGAAGCCUCAUGGACCCAAGGGUCCAAACUGGAGGAAUGGAUGGAUUUCCUCUACUCCUUUCCUGAUAGUAUUUAAGAUGGAUCAGCCCCAGAAGUCAAUCCUGGAGCCUUGAAUUUUGUUUGAAAAGUAAUGGUAGGUUUUACCUAGUAAUAAACAAUGCUGCAGAAACAGA
Messenger RNA from Mesocricetus auratus (golden hamster), 1165 nucleotides. RefSeq names its product proline rich 15 like (gene Prr15l). NCBI's taxonomy places the organism in Eukaryota, Metazoa, Chordata, Mammalia, Rodentia, Cricetidae. The record is from RefSeq and is a predicted model, not a curated record.